CGUCAGCGUGUCUGUCUGAUCUGAUGGCGGAUGAUCUGAUGCUUCGCCGGCAGGGACGAUGAUGUAUGAUGACUCCUUCUGACCGGCAUCUGGCGCCUUCGCCAUCACCUGAUCCACGAACGCCAAGACAGGCGAGCUAUGGCAGCUUUGCUUCUCCAGCUUCUGCGACGUUGCGUUCACCCAGAUUCAUUCGGCGACGGGCAGCGUCGGCACUACAGCUCAAGCGCUCCGGCGACCUGACGCAGCAGCGUACUGACAGUGAGCAUGAUAGCUUCGUCGACGGAACGCUGCUAUGGACUCGCAGAAGCGAUGAUGCGUCACAGCCGCUAUGGUCGCCUGCGUUGACUUCGCCAUCUCUCGACAGUCGUCCGCGCUUCUCGCAGGCGUUCACGAGCGAGCCAGGCUCACUGCUACCAGAUAGAGAUGGUCCGCUCGCUCAGAGCAAGGCUGACGAGCAUGUGCAUUCGGACUCUGACUCGGAUUCACACUCUGAUGACGAGCACAAACCGAAUUUACGAGCGCGGGCAACGCGGAGGUCAAGACAGCUGGGCCUCGACGCCGGUCAGGCUGUUGAUAGCAUCUGGACACGAUUGAAGCUUGCGGCUUCAGUGCCCAAGCUCAGCGGCAUCCAAAAGAAUGUGCUCAAAUGCGUGGUCGCCUACUUUCUCGCGUCCCUCUUCACAUUUAUCGACCCAUUGGCAGUACUAGCUGCUGCGCCGUUUGAUAUCGAUCGCCUCGAUGGCAUGCACAUGGUUGCGACCAUUGCGACCUAUUACAACCCUGGCAAGACUGCCGGAGGAAUGAUUGAGGCCAAUCUGUUCAUGCUCUGGGCGACACUCUUCUCGCUGAUAGUCUGCGUAGGUAGCAUGGCUACUGCCGUACUGCUGAACGAUGACGAUCUCGAGAUUUUGUCACACGCACUGGUACUGACAUUCUGGCUAGCCGGUUCGAUGGGGCUUCUGGCAUGGACGCGCGUCAAGGUAGCCAAGCCUACCUUUGGCACUGCAUGCAGCAUGGUCGUGCUGAUCAACACAACCAUCAUCUGCAAGGAAGGCGCUGUGCACCUAGGCAUCUUUCAGACUCGCGUCAUUGCUCAAAACUUCUACAUGGCCUUUCUUGGCAUCGCCAUCUCAAACAUUGUCUGCUUCUGUUUGUUCCGAGGCAGCAGUGUGGCAAAGCUGCAGGGCGACAUCAACAAGACGCUAGACUCUUUCGCAAGGCUGGUAGAUAUGCUGGUGUCGAUCUUUUUGCUUGAAGAGCAGUUGAGAUCGAAUGACGAAUCACUCAAGCGUGCCGUCAAUGCGCAUCACGACUCGUUCGUUGCUCUUAAAAAGCGUCUGGACGAUGCAAAGAUGGAAUUUCAGGACGCGCGCAUUCAACGCACCCAUGUUGCAUAUGAUAGCAUCGUCGCUUCCAUGAAUCGUCUCGCUCAACAUAUUAACGCGCUGCGUACAGCCUGCACCUUGCAGGAUGCACAUCUAGAGCGUCAAGCAGAAGAGCACGGCGAGAGUGGCGCGGCUGGCUUUGACAGCUUCAGAGAGCAUGUAGGACCAUCGCUCAAAAAUCUCUCGUCUGUAAUGCGCAAGACUUUUCGUAGCCUCCGCACAUCCUUCCUGCGAUCCCGUGCUGCUCUUGCGGAAAAGGCGGCGCUUGUCGACGCCGAUGUCGAAGACGGCCUCGGAGCUGAUCAAAUCAAUCAACUCAAUCUUGAUUUGCAAGCAUCAUUGCGAGACUUUCAGAGAGAUCAUGCGCGUGCUCUACGACGACACUAUCGUCAUCACCCUUCCGAACAGCUGCAUCCAGCCCACGAAAACACUUUCGAGCUGUCGAUUGCACCUGCAUUCGACGUCAGCAGAUUGAACGAAGAGAUAUUUCUGGUCUUCUUCUUCAUUUACCAGCUUGAAGAGCUUGUCAAGGAGCUGGAGGCACUCAUCAAAAUCUUCGCAGAUAUUCGCAUAGAGGAGGAAGACAUCGAGCAUCGCGAGGCAGCUCGCCGACAACGCUUUGGCGUCUUCUUGCCCCUCGUCAGGCCAUUCUUCCGCUUGAUUCCCGCUACACGAUCUGGCAAGAAGCCAUAUCCCACAAGGUGGAGGACCCUCUGGGGCCGUUUCGUCACUCUGCUUCCGGUAGGGAAGAAUGCGCGAUCCAAUGGACUCAAGACAGCUGGCGAGCUUCGAGGACAGCGCCACAUCGAGGAGCGCGACGUCACUCUUAAAGGGAGAAUCAAACGUAUCAUAUGGCAGGUUGGCGUUGCACUACGCCGUCAUGACGUACGCUUUGCCAUCAAAAGUGGCAUCGGCGCUGGCUUGCUGGGCGCACCCGCAUUCAUCUUCUCGACGCGCGAUCUAUGGAUCAAAUAUCGCAUGGAAUGGGCCCUUGUCAGCUAUAUGGUUGUGGUGGCCACCACCGUAGGACAGACCACUUUCAACGCGUCAUGGCGUAUCGGUGGUACAAUUAUCGGCGUGCUCGUUGCAGCCGUUGCAUACCUACUGUUCCUACCGUAUCCGAUCUUGCUCGCCUUCUUUGGCGCCGUCUUCUCAGCACCAUGUUUCUAUUUCAUCGUCGUCAAGCCCACUUACGCCACUUCAGGACGAUUCGUUCUGCUCGCAUACAAUUUGACUUGCCUAGGAUCUUACAACACGCUAGACGAGAAUCCUAACGUAUGGAUGGUCGCAUUCAGGAGAGCGACGGCCGUCAUGAUUGGGACGAUCUGGGGCUUGAUCAUUACUGCGGUCAUCUGGCCAUACGAGGCCCGUCGCGAACUCCGUAAAGAUCUCGCUACGCUGCUUCUCAAUGCUGCUUUUCUCUACGAGCAGCUCGUGCAGACGUAUUCGAAGCCGUCUUCGGUACCGCUGAUCCAGGAGCAUGCAAACGGAUUCGAGGAGCCGACCGAAACCACAUCAUUACUGACAAAGGCUGGCGCGAGACAUCUCAAGGCAAUGACGGACGACUUUGCCGAGCUUGAGCUGAAGCUGCAAGUCUCGCUCAUCCGUAUCGGUGCUCUGCUAUCCCAGACAAAGCAUGAGCUGCGACUGAAGGGACCCUUCCCGAUGAAAGCAUACGCACAAAUCAUUCAGAAAGUGCAGAUCUUGCUCGACUCCCUGCAUUCGAUGCGAAUGGUCACACUGCGCGAGGGCUGGUACACGAGUGUGCGACGAGAAUUUAUCCUGCCGGCCAAUGCUGAACAGCGCGAGAUGGUUGGCAACAUCAUCUCGUAUCUGUAUCUAUUGGCAAGCGCAGUCUCCCUAAAGCUGCCUCUGCCAGCCUAUCUGCCUCCGGCAGCAGCUGCUCGUCAGCGUAUGGUAGACAAGAUCAGCACGCUGCCGGUCGUCCGCCGUCGUGCAAUACGCGGCUCAUCUGUCUACUUGCUCUUCUCGACAUAUGCACUCAUGCAUGGCUCCAUGAUCGAUCAGAUGCAAGGUAUUGGCGAACUUUUGCAGUCGCUCUUUGGCAUCAUUGCGCACGACUCGGUCGCAGAAUUCGACGCCCUCUUUGACACGACUGAGGACGCCAACGGCAAUCUAGGUACCGAGUGCAACACCGAACCAGAUGCACGAGAGACCAGUGAUGGCGAAGAAUCAUCAGAGGCAGAUCUGUAAUCGUCAUGUUGUCGUUUGAUGUUCGCUGCAUUGUAAAUUACUCAGUGCUUCAUUCCUCAUAGCGCGUAAAGGUGCAUCUUAUCAUGCGAUUGCACAUGGAAAGUUACAACUCUGAAAAGCGAAAGAGGACAAACAUAAGCGGGCAAGCUUAAACACCGAAGCCGUAGAGAGUUCGGCCUUGU
This is a messenger RNA of Mixia osmundae IAM 14324, 3781 nucleotides long. RefSeq lists its product as uncharacterized. The coding region runs from base 66 to 3599 and encodes 1177 amino acids. The record is from RefSeq and is a predicted model, not a curated record. NCBI's taxonomy places the organism in Eukaryota, Fungi, Basidiomycota, Mixiomycetes, Mixiales, Mixiaceae. The transcript has 3 exons.